Molecule: messenger RNA, 1750 nt
Organism: Leptonychotes weddellii (Weddell seal)
Lineage: Eukaryota; Metazoa; Chordata; Mammalia; Carnivora; Phocidae
Source: RefSeq, a predicted model, not a curated record
AUGGGCAUCGGUGACUGUAACUUCCUGGCGUCCCCAGUGUCCGUGGAGCUGACCCCAGACCUCCCCCCUCCAGUCACUGCAUCCCUCUGCGGCCAGGAUAGCUUCGAGGGCAGGCAGGGACUUGCCGGCCGGGGCAAAGAGUACGUGUUUAAACACUGGCAGGAGGACGCCUUCUUCGCCUCCCAGUUCCUGAAAGGCCUCAACCCUGUCCUGAUCCACCGCUGUUGCCACCUGCCAGAGAACUUCCCCAUCACUGAUGACAUGGUGGCCCCCGUGCUGGGCCCUGGGACCAGUCUGCAGGCUGAGCUGGAGAGGGGCUCCCUGUUCCUGGUGGAUCAUGGCAUCCUCUCUGGCAUCCACACCAACGUCGUGAAUGGGAGGCCCCAGUUCUCCGCGGCUCCGAUGACCCUGCUGUUCCAGCGCCCCGGGGGAGGGCCGCUGCUGCCCCUUGCCAUCCAGCUCAGCCAGACCCCGGGGCCCGACAGCCCCAUCUUCCUGCCCGGCGACAACAAGUGGGACUGGUUGCUGGCCAAGACGUGGGUGCGGAACGCCGAAUUCUCCGUCCACGAGGCUGUCACGCACCUGUUGCACGCGCACCUGCUGCACGCGCACCUGCUGCCUGAGGUGUUCGCCUUGGCCACGCUGCGCCAGCUGCCUCACUGCCAUCCACUCUUCAAGCUGUUGAUCCCCCACACUCGGUACACCCUGCAUAUCAACACUCUUGCCUGCGAGCUGUUCAUCGCCCCGGGGCAGGUGGUGGACAGGUCCACAGGCAUUGGCGUUGGAGGCUUCUCGGAGCUGAUACAGAGGAACAUGGAACAGCUGAGCUAUUCCGUCCUGUGUCUGCCCGAGGAUAUCCAGGCCCGAGGAGUCGAAGACAUCCCGAAUUACUACUACCAGGAUGACGGGUUGCAGAUCUGGGGUGCAGUGGAGAGCUUUGUCUCCAAAAUAAUCAACAUCUACUACCCAAGUGAUGCAUCGGUGCAUGAUGACCAUGAACUCCAAGCCUGGGUGUGGGAGAUCUUCUCGGAGGGCUUCCUGGGCAGGGAGAGCUCAGGUGUGCCCUCCGCGCUGGAGACCCGGGAAGCCCUGGUCCAGUACGUCACCAUGGUCAUCUUCAACUGCUCAGCCAAGCACUACGCUAUCAGUGCCGGGCAGUUUGACUCCUGUGUCUGGAUGCCCAACCUGCCUCCCACCAUGCAGCUGCCACCCCACACCUGCAAAGGCCAGACAACGCCAGAGGGGUUUCUAGCCACCCUCCCGCCGGUCAAUGCCACAUGUGACAUUAUCAUUGCCCUCUGGCUGCUGAGCAAGGAGCCUGGGGACCAACGGCCCCUGGGCACCUACCCAGAGGAGCACUUCACGGAGGAGGCUCCUCAGCAGAGCAUCACCGCCUUCCAGAGCCGCCUGGCCCAGAUCUCGAAGGAUAUCCGGGAGCGGAACCGGAGGCCGUCACUGCCCUACACCUACCUGGACCCUCUGCUCAUUGAAAACAGCAUAUCCAUCUAAAUCCCCUGGAGAACAGGGUGCUCUGAGGCAUCCUUUGGACCCCAUAAAACCAGGCCCCCAUAUGCCUCUCCUGGGACAACCAAACCACACGGAACUCACCCCACACACCACAAAACAACAGAAACAAAACAGAGAAACAAAAGGCCCCAAAGAACAGCACCACCGUACCGUACGUUUUGAAGACACUGAGCUUCAAAGUGCUCAAACACCCACAGUUCCCUUAAAGGGUUUUAUGACUUUG